Molecule: messenger RNA, 729 nt
Organism: Nematolebias whitei (Rio pearlfish)
Lineage: Eukaryota; Metazoa; Chordata; Actinopteri; Cyprinodontiformes; Rivulidae
Product: mannose-P-dolichol utilization defect 1 protein-like
Exons: 7
Coding region: 1-729 (242 amino acids)
Biological process (GO): oligosaccharide biosynthetic process
Source: RefSeq, a predicted model, not a curated record
AUGGGCACAUCUUUUCUUUUUAAAGACCUCCUUGUUGGCUAUUUAAUGCCAGAAAAAUGCUUUGAAGAGUUUUUUGUUCACUUUCACUUCCACGUGCCGUGUCUGAAGUUUGUACUGAACAGAGCUGCUGGGUUCUGGAUCCUGCUGGACACAUUUCUGGCCCAGCCGUCUCAGCUGCUGAAAAUCUUCUGGAGAGGAAGUUCAGAGGGUCUGAGUCUGACCUCCGUCCUGCUGCAGCUUUACGCCCUCUCAUGUCCUGUCAUCUACGCCAUCGCCAACAACUUCCCAUUUUUCUCCUGGGCUGAGAGGCUCUUGGUGGUGGCUCAGACAGCAGCCAUCGUCUUCCUCAUUCUGCUUCACCGCGGCCAUGCCGUCAAAGGACUGCUGCUCCUCCUUGGUUUCGGGGGUGUGAUGCUCCUCCUGGGUUUAUAUGCAGCUGCAGCAGUCGUCUCACUGAUGCACGCCUCCAUCACUGCAGCUUUCAUUGCAAGCAAGCUUGUACAGGCUGUAACAAACUACCGUAAUGGACACGCGGGUCAACUGUCCACCCUGUCCUUGUUCCUGAAUUGGACAGGCUCUCUAAGCGUUGCUCUUGUUAGUCUACAGGGUCACAGAGGAUCUCUUGUCAGUCUGUCCCACAUACUGUCCUCAUGUCUCAGCUUUGUCCUGCUGUCUCAGGCCCUCUGCUGCACCUGCAGCUCUGCCACAGCCGCAAAGAAGACGGAUUAA